Messenger RNA from Scomber japonicus (chub mackerel), 3491 nucleotides. RefSeq names its product ligase III, DNA, ATP-dependent (gene lig3). Bases 21 to 3053 code for a protein of 1010 amino acids. Gene Ontology annotation, biological process: DNA biosynthetic process; mitochondrial DNA repair; DNA recombination. Lineage: Eukaryota; Metazoa; Chordata; Actinopteri; Scombriformes; Scombridae. The record is from RefSeq and is a predicted model, not a curated record. Gene Ontology annotation, molecular function: zinc ion binding; DNA ligase (ATP) activity; ATP binding. Gene Ontology annotation, cellular component: DNA ligase III-XRCC1 complex. The transcript has 20 exons.
UUGCCCACCAUCAGAACUGGAUGCAGAAACAGCUUAUUGCAUUAGCUCAUAAGACUGUCUGCACAGGCCGACAACCUCUUGCAAGACAUCAACUCUGGGAAGUGUGUAGAGUCUUUUCUGCCUCCUCAUGCUUUAAACGUCUACCUCCACCUGUUACACACACAUUAACAUUUUCUCGGGAAAUCUGUCAUUUCUCCUUCGUGUCACACAAACGGAGUCUCCUCCGAAACGAUCCUCCCCUUGUUUUCCUGCGUCAGUGUUCCUCCAACCAGCCAGAUAUGUCAGAGCAGAGGUUCGUCGUGGAGUACGCCAAGCGCGGCACUGCAGGAUGUAAGAAAUGCAAGGACAAAAUCGCGAAGGGUGUAGUGCGGAUCGGUAAGGUCGUGCCUAAUCCUUUCAGCGAGUCUGCGGGGGAGAUGAAAGAGUGGUAUCAUGUGAAGUGCAUAUUUGAGAAGCUGGAAAGGGCGAGGGCCACCACGAAGAAGAUUGAGGACAUCACAGAUCUGGAAGGCUGGGAGGAGCUGCAGGAUGAGGACAAGGAGCUCAUUAAUAAACAAGUCUCAGACCUGAUGGCCAAAGUCAAUGCAAGUCCAAAGAAGAAGGUCCAAGCCAAGUUAAACACCACCGGCCAGCUGAUGGGUCCUCCUGCAGACCCGUCUCUCAACGCCCCACGCAAGUUCUCAGGCUUCACCGCUACGAAGGCCGGCACUUCCAGCAGCCCAGCACCAUCCUCCUCACCUGCCAAAGGCGACCGAGGCAGCCCGCUGUCCGCCCAGCUGUGUGACCCUCAGCACAAGGACUGCCUCUUCAGAGAGUUUCGUAAGCUCUGCGCCACGGUUGCAGAAAACAACAGCUACAAUGUCAAGACACAAAUUAUUGAGAAGUUCCUCAGGAAGGGCUCAGCUGGAGAUAAGUUCCAUGGAGAUCUUUACCUGACAGUGAAACUGCUCCUGCCAGGCGUUAUUAAAAGUGUCUACAACCUCAAUGACAAGCAAAUCGUGAAACUCUUCAGCCGCAUAUUCAGAUGCAACCAGGAUGACAUGGUGCGCGAUUUGGAGCAGGGCGACGUGUCUGAGACAGUGAGGAUGUUCUUUGACGACAGUAAAUCAUUUCCUCCGUCUGCCAAGAGUCUCCUCACCAUCCAGGAAGUGGACGCGUCCCUGACCCGCCUCGCCCAGCUGACCAAAGAGGAUGAGCAGCAGACCGAGCUGGAGCAAAUUGCCAAAAAAUGCACCAGUAAUGACCUGAAAUGCAUCAUUCGGCUUAUUAAGCACGACUUGAAGAUGAACUCUGGAGCAAAACAUGUCUUGGAUGCAGUGGAUCCCAACGCUUACGAUGCCUUCAAGGCUUCACGUAGUCUGGGUGACGUGAUUGAGCGGGUGUUGAAGAAUCAGCAGGAGGCAUCCAACGGUUCAGGACCCAGGAAACUCCUCACUAUAGAGGCCUCACUCAUGACCCCUGUUCAGCCCAUGUUGGCAGAGGCGUGUAAAUCCAUCGAGUUCGCCAUGAAGAAAUGCCCCAACGGGAUGUAUUCCGAGAUCAAGUACGACGGAGAGCGAGUUCAGGUCCACAAGAACGGAGACAACUUCAGCUACUUCAGCCGCAGCCUCAAACCAGUGUUACCACACAAAGUGGUCCAUUUCAAAGAGUUCAUCCCUCAGGCUUUUCCCGGUGGCCACAGCAUGAUACUGGAUGCCGAAGUCCUCCUAAUUGACACAAACACCAGUAAACCCCUGCCUUUUGGGACCUUAGGUGUACACAAGAAAGCUGCCUUUCAAGAUGCCAAGGUGUGCCUCUUUGUUUUUGACUGUAUCUACUUCAAUGGUGUGAGUCUCAUGGAGAGACCUCUGUGUGAACGUAGGAAGUUCCUGCAUGACAACAUGGUGGAAGUCCCAAACCGGAUCCUGUUCUCAGAGAUGAAGCACGUCACUAGAGGAAGAGAUCUGGCUGAUAUGAUAACUCGAGUCAUCAGAGAGGGACUGGAAGGACUUGUGCUAAAAGACAUAAAGGGCACGUACGAGCCAGGGAAGCGUCACUGGCUUAAGGUGAAGAAGGACUAUUUAAACGAAGGCGCGAUGGCUGACACAGCUGACUUGGUGGUGCUGGGAGCCUUUUACGGAAAAGGCUCAAACGGGGGCAUCAUGUCCAGUUUUCUAAUGGGCUGUUAUGACCCAGACUCCAAGAAAUGGUGCACAGUCACCAAGUGCUCCGGAGGCUACGAUGACGCCAUGUUGGCCCGGCUCCAGAAAGAGCUGGAUGUGAUCAAAAUCAGCAAGGAACCAAGUAAAAUCCCCAGCUGGUUAAAAAUCAUCAAGAACUACUAUCCAGAUUUCAUUAUCCGCAAUCCUGAGCGAGCGCCGGUCUGGGAGAUCACAGGUGCAGAGUUUUCCAAAUCAGAAAUGCACACCGCCGACGGCAUCUCUAUCCGCUUUCCCCGCAUGACACGCAUCCGCGAUGACAAAGACUGGAAGAGUGCCACCAACUUGCACCAGCUUAAAGAGCUGUUCCGCAUAUCAAAGGAGAACUGCGACUUCAAAGUGACAGCCGGACCGUCUGCGUCCAACGACGACAAGGGCUCGUCAGGAGGGGACAGCGGAGGAAACAGCGGAGGAAACUCCCCGGCGUCCACGUCCCAAAGAAGCGCUCCACCCAAGAAGACCGUUAACAGCACUCCACCCAAACCCAAGGCGGUGAAAUCUCAGCCUCGCACUCCCGCCUCAGAAGCACCUAGCGCCAAGAAGGCGAAGAAGAGUGAAAGUGUUCACAGCAACGGAAAAGCAAAGGCAACCGCUCAGCUGGUGGAGCCAAGAAAUGACAAGACACUGCUGGACAUCUUCAGCGGGGUGAAGCUUUUCCUGCCCGUCUCAGUGCAGGACUUUGACAAACUGAGGCGAUACUUCGUGGCGUACGACGGAGACAUUGUACCGGACUAUGACGCCUCCUCUGCCACACACACGCUGGCCGAACCCGACGAGGACAGCCAGGCCCAGAAAGUGUCACCCAGCUGGAUCUGGGAAUGUAUCCGCAAGAGACGCGUUGUACCUCCCUGCUAACAUAAAAAAAAAGAAGAAGACACACAUUUUAUACACUGCGUUUACUUUUACACAUUUACGCUACUAAGAGUGUUUCAUUCUGACUCCAUGUUAUAAAACACAUGGUUUAUCUUUAUGGUUUGGACACAAAUGCGGAAUCAUUCAUCAUUUUUUUAACAACGAGGUUUUUGGAUAUUGCUUCCCACAUGCUGGGAUCAGAAAACACUGCGUCCAUGUGUCCAAUCACACACUGCUCUCAGAGGUGUUUUUCUAUUUAUUGUUUUCGAGCCCUUUUGGCAUUCUGUACCGGGAACACAUACAUUUAGUUUUGAGGUGUUAGUUUAUUUGAUUGUUUUCCUUUAGUGCCAAUUUUGAGUCAUUUGACGACCGUGUAUACUGGUGAUAAAUGAAGACAAAUUACUGACGACUUUUUUUUGGUGAAACGAGGUCUGAGAAAAA